AUGGUCGUCCCCAACCCCAAUGCCACCCAGCCCGAGCUCGCCGGCAAAGUCGCCCUAGUGACCGGCGGCGGCCGUGGCAUCGGCGCCGGCAUCGCGCUGGAGCUCGCAAAGAAGGGCGCCAACGUCGCCAUCAACUACGCCAGCAGCUCGAAGACUGCCGACGCGGUGGUCCAACAAAUCCAAGCCGAGGGUGUGCACGGCGCAGCCUUCCAAGCCAACCUGACUCAAGUCGAGUCAAUCGAGGCCCUUUUCGAGCAGGUAGUCAGCCACUUCGGACGACUGGACAUCGUGGUGUCCAACGCCGGAACCGAGAAGUUCGUGCCCCUGUCCGAGACCACUCUGGACGACUUCAACGCGGUGUUCGACCUGAACACACGAGCGCAGUUCUUCGUCGCCAAGAACGCCUACAACCACAUCCAGCCUGGCGGUCGUGUCGUGCUGAUGUCGUCUAUUGCUGCGGGUCUUGGUGUUCCUGGACAUUCACUUUACGCGGGCAGCAAGAGCGCUGUCGAAGGCUUUACUCGCUGCUUCGCUGCUGAUUUCGGCAAGAAGAAGGCUACUGUUAAUGCGAUUGCGCCUGCUGGUGUCAAGAGUGACAUGUGGAUGAGCAAUGCGUGGCGUUAUGCGCCUGGCUGCGAUCAGAAUUCUUCUAUUGAGGAGAUUGAGCAGGCUUUGGCUAAUGGUAGCCCCCUUGGGCGCUGUGGUGUGCCUGCGGAUAUCGGCCGCAUUGUGGCAUUCCUGGCCAGUCCCGCUGGAGAAUGGAUCAACGGUGAGUACUGGAAUGCUGGCUUGACCCCCUACGAGAAAAUGACUAAUUAUGUCCGGUUUACAGGUCAAAUUCUGCCAUGCAACGGUGGUGCCAAUAUCUAA
Messenger RNA from Penicillium bovifimosum, 870 nucleotides. It is a transcript of the gene arp2, whose product is annotated as hydroxynaphthalene reductase arp2. The record is from RefSeq and is a predicted model, not a curated record. The transcript has a single exon. The coding region runs from base 1 to 870 and encodes 289 amino acids. Gene Ontology annotation, molecular function: oxidoreductase activity. Lineage: Eukaryota; Fungi; Ascomycota; Eurotiomycetes; Eurotiales; Aspergillaceae.